Trypanosoma brucei brucei TREU927 is the source of this 1332-nucleotide messenger RNA. RefSeq lists its product as hypothetical. The coding region runs from base 1 to 1332 and encodes 443 amino acids. The transcript has a single exon. NCBI's taxonomy places the organism in Eukaryota, Euglenozoa, Kinetoplastea, Trypanosomatida, Trypanosomatidae. The record is from RefSeq and is a predicted model, not a curated record.
AUGCCCUCGAACAAUAGCAGCAACACGUCAUCACUUCCUCUACCGCCGCGCCCCGAUCCGGUGACACUUGACCAAAUAUUUGAUCGCCUUACUGCACCGUAUGUCGCAAUGGAGGAUCGUGCCUAUCAUCUCGUUGCAUUGUAUACUGUGGCCUUUCACCCGAGUGUGAAACUCUUCUUAUUUGAACAUGAACCGCUACGCAACACCGAUGCAACUGGAGUUAUGGGUUACAGUGAAGAAAAUACACGGCGCCGCGAAGCUUUGCUGAAGGGAAUCGCUUUCUUUCUCGCUCAGCGCAGCAAUGCUGUGGCGCAGGAAUGUCGCUGGGAGACGGCAGCACUGUUGGGCGAGUUGUGCCGUAUGGAGAGUGUGCAGCCGCUGCGUUCUGCAGGAGCUAACGACAGAAACUCUACCAGCAGUAUAAAUGCCAUUAGCGGUGCCAGAAGCUACGGGAUAUUCUCACCGAAGGAAGAGGUGGUGCAAAAGAUUAACCAUUACGCCCGUGCCAACCUUGAGUAUUUGGCGCGGCUCCCGUGGUUUGUCAUAGCGGUGCGGGAACUCAUUGGAAACGAAGGUGACGUUAAUUCCGCGCCGAAGACAACAACAUCUUCACUGGAGCUUCGCCGUGCCCUGCGGCAGCGUUUGAGGCGUAGUGUGGAUAGUGAUGGCUGUGGUUUAAAUGAUGACAACGGUCAGACUAAUUUGAGUAGUGGCGUGGAGUGUGAUGAUGACACUCGUGUUGCACUUAAGGAUAUCCUCGCGGCUCUACCGGAUAUUGUCACAGCUGAAGAAGCACCUGAUGAAGGAACGGCAACUCUUUCGCAAACCACAGUGGUGAGGUGGUCCGCAGAGCAGUUGGAACGUGCAUGCGACUUGAUGUUUGUUGACGCUUCCACAACGUUACUUCAUCUCAUCCCACUCGUCUCCCGCAGUAGUCAUUUGCUGUGCGCCAACUGUCAGAAGCACGGCGUUAAAUGCGGCGGGGAAGGUUUGUUGCGUUGCAGCAGUUGCAAGGCGGUGUAUUAUUGCAGUGAAGAGUGUCAGCGUGAGCAUUGGUCCGCUGCCCACCGAGUGCCAUGCAAGAAUUAUAAACAACGCGCAGAAACAAUACUUGCUGAAUAUAUAGCUGCUAACAAAAAUGUUGUGGGUGGCAAAAGGGGAAAAAGGAUGAGUCUGCAACAGCAAGAGGAAUUAGUGGCGGUGUUGGAGGUCCCUUUGGAACCCUCACUGUUCUAUGAAACUCGGCGCUACUUGUAUGAUCAUCGUGACGCGUCAUUUAGUGGGGUGAGCUUUUACGAUUAUUUCAUGAAGUACACCGUCCGCGGAUCUUAA